GGAAGGACGUCUCAAAGUUGAAUGUAGUUUCCCAUCUUUUACCACAGUCUCGGGUUAUUUUCCAUUCUCAGGCUUCUUGUUUUUGGGGCCUUUCCUACACAGAUUACCAAUAAUAAAGCCAAUACCUUUGCAGAAGACACCGAGAACGCCUGUAUCGACUCGACGCGUAAACAGGAUGUGAUGCCUCUAGUGCGUACGUUGGAAAAGCGACACCGACAAACGAAACAUAACGUCUAAUGUCUCCAGUUUUCCCGCAGGAUGGUGCUGCGCCUAACAAAGUCACUUAGGUCGUAUAUCAGUAAGUGACCGUAAAUGGAUGUCCAAAUCAUUGUGGGAGCCGCCCGCUCCACUUCCCUGAUUAGGCCCUAUGGCCGCGGGAAAAGCACUCCGAGCUGUCCACCUGUCAGCCGGAGCGCCCCGUUUCGUCCCUCGGAGGAGCAGCCAUCUUGCCUGCUUACCCUCGCGUCGCAUACCUCCCCCCCCCCCCCCCCGUGCCCCCCUCCCCCCCUUGCGGGGACACGUGAAACGUCCCCCUGGCGGUUGGACCUUCUUGGGUCCGAGGCUGAGGCCGCCAGCAGAGAGGAAGAGAGAGGGGGGCCUUGCGCCCCGCUCGAGGGGACUGCUCGCGGGGACAUCCAACUGUUCGGACGUGUGGCCCGGCCCUCCCUGACGGCCCACCUCCGAGCCGCUCUCAGGGAGGCACGACAAGGUGGGCUAUCUCCCGGGAUAUUACAGGUGGAGGAAGCUGUGCUUCGGAGACUGCGGGCUUGGGUGGCCAUUACACCGGCUGUAACCUGCACAUGGAGCUCUCCACCCGUCACACGACAGGCGACAUGCCCCAAGUGUCCCCUAGACGCGACGGAAGCGGAUGUGCAUCACCUUAUAUGGACUUGUCCUGGUCUACAGACUGAGCGCACUCGCCUACUUAUAGCUGCAGGUCUCCAACACAGUGCACCCACCAGCUACCAUAAGUGGCUGCAUAACAACCACUAUCACAAGACAUUGCUUCAAUUCAUCCAUACCACAGGCCUUGUAGCAUACAUAUAAGACAUUUAUGCCUAAAAGCAACCCCUACAUAAUAAAAAAAACUACUUUAUUACUAACCAACUAGCCCAACUUUCUACUUCAUUAUUAACUAGCGACCUAUUGCGUUGUCAUGUGAAUUGUCACGUCAUUGUUGAAUUGCUGUCGCUUGACACCUCCACUGACCAAGUUUUAACACGCACUAACAUAAAAAAGCCUAUCCUGAUAGAAUAGUCGUUUUUGAGUUUUCCUGUACAUCAAAGUGCUCAUCAUUAUUUCAUCAAGCACAUAAAGAUGCAAAAAAAUUUAGUGCAUUCUAGGUUAGCCAUAGUAGUAUUUGUAGACAAGUUCUUCUCUUCUACACGGGAGGGAGCCACCUCACCAAGAGAGAGCACGAGUAUCGCGCAAGCGGCUUGGGACCGUUGACCAAUGAGAGACACACACACGGCAAGCACUGUUACCUGCCAUGUCUAGGCAAGCUCGUCGAACUCGAACUCAGUUCUCGGUCUUCUCAGUUGUAUUAACUAAUCGU
Ixodes scapularis (black-legged tick) is the source of this 1555-nucleotide messenger RNA. RefSeq lists its product as uncharacterized. The transcript has 3 exons. Bases 313 to 1047 code for a protein of 244 amino acids. Lineage: Eukaryota; Metazoa; Arthropoda; Arachnida; Ixodida; Ixodidae. The record is from RefSeq and is a predicted model, not a curated record.